UCAAAUACCUGGAAAAAUAACCUCGUCCUAUGUUUCACGACCAAUGGCAUCCUUCCGUAAUUCUUGGAGCAUAAUCGUCCAUUUACCUCCAACCUCUUUCCUCCUAUCACAAAACCCCUGCUAAUUCCAAGCCCAACGGAUGCCCGGUGAGUCUCGUGCUUUCGCCUUCCCCGCAGCAACCGCAAGUGGAGGGGGUAAUUCCUCGUCCCUCGAUACCCCCACUUUUUAAUACUCUCUACACCUUAAACUUACUCUCCUCGGACAUCGCAAUGCAAAAUCGGCGUUUAAUCCUCUCGAAAUCUCGAUCUUGAUCUCAUAGGAUUUUGAAAGAUGUUCCUUUCGUCAUUUCGUCGAGUAAUUGAUGGUCUGUAUCUUUCCAAAUUGCUCUUUGGCGAUGUCUCGAGGGUUUUUGGUCGGUUCUUUUAAGCUAGGGUUCUGGAGGAGUAUAAGUAUAUAUGAGUGAUUCUAGGUGUUUGUUUGGUGGUGUGGAAGGAUUGGCCCGAGACUUUCGUCAGGGAUCUCGGUGUUCUUCAGGUAGAGUGACUACGAUGGCAAAGUUUGGUAUUUGAGUCACUUCACAACUUUGGGAAUAUGUUGAGAGGAGAGGCUUUUGUGGAGAUCAUAUGAUUCCUACUCUGCUCCAAGUUGAACUUUUUGGCUUAGGUUAGGAAGGAGAUUGUGAUUAUUAUGACUGGUGGUAAAGUGGAAGUGGUCAGCAGCAUUGGCUGUUCAAGGCUCUUUGUUGGUUCCUCCACUUCCUUUCCCUCAUUGAAUUUUCUGAGACCCACCGAGAUGAUGUCCCCGGCUUCUUCAGCCCCCCCGCAGUCUGAACCUAGAGUUCCGUCGGUUGUAGGGCCUUUUACUGGUCUUGUCAUAUGCGUCACGGGGCUCUCUAAAGAAGCAAGAAAACAAGUCAUGGCUGCAACAGAGAGACUAGGUGGUCAAUAUAGUGCCAGUUUGCAUCCUCAGUGUACUCAUCUUGUGGUCCAGAGCUUUGGUGGACGCAAGUUUGAACAUGCAUUGAAGUAUGGAUCGAAAAAUGGGCUAUUAAUUGUUACACUCGGCUGGUUUGUUGACAGUGUUAAGAAAAACACGAGGCUAAACGAAUCUCUUUAUAGAAUUAGAAGUGUCGGAGAGAGUGGCUUACCAUCAGGGGAGUUUAAUCGACUUGUUGGGCUUCCUGGCAGUGAAAAAUCCUGCCUUCCUGCCAUAGCCUUUGAGGAUGAAAGGUCUUCUAACACAACUGGGCAACCUCAACUACCUUCUUCUGUAAAAGAGAUAAGGGCUGGUGGAUCUGUUUUGAAUGAUUGCAUCUACAUUGAUUCAGGAGUAUCAUAUGAACUGAAGAAGAAGGUCAUUGAAGCUGCGACCGACGAAGGUGCAGCAUUGUUGGAUCACUGGUUUGUUGGUUGCCAUGCAAGUCAUGUUGUUUGUGAAGGACCUUCUGUCCAAAGAUACAUUGGCCACACCAAUAACCUUGUAACUCCACUGUGGGUCCUGAAAACAGCAAAGGAGAAGUGCUUGCAGCGGCUUGUGCACUUAUCUUCUGAUCUUGCCAGGCAGGUAGCCAUAGUUCUCGAAAAUGCUCAGGAUACAUAUGGAGAAAGUGGCCACCAUGUUGCUUUAAAUUCUAAGAGAACUGCUGAUGGCAAAAACAAAGAAAGCCUUGAAGGGAGACAAAAAAAUGUUGAUUUGGCAAAAUUGGAUGUCAGACGUCGUCGUUGUCGACGUAUACAAUCUUGUCAAAUUCCAAUUCAUCCAAUUACUCCUAGCAGCCUUCUGGAGUCAAUCUGCUGGUCGAUCUCCGAGCCAGUUUCAUCUGCAUGUAUCUAUACAGAAUCCUCUGUUGUAGAUGAUGUUGGUGAGCAACAUACUUCUGUUUUCUUUGAUGCAAGGGGUGAUGGGAAGGAAUCUGAAGCAUCAUUUGACAACUUCUCGCGCCCACUUAGAGAAAGUGAAAAAAGGGAGGUGAUCUUUAAGAAUCACUUCCUUACCAUACUCUUCCCAUGUGAUCGUUUUGGUGAGUUGGGACCUUCUUCAAGAACAUUUUUCAGUGAAGGUGGUUUUACAUGUGUACAGGUUCUGGAGCAUAUUUACAACUUCUACCAGGAGAACAUGUCAGAAAAUGAAAUGGCCGUAGCAAUUCACACAGACUCAAGGUAUGCUGACCGGCUCCGGUCUCUCUAUGCUAGCAAAGAAUCAAUUGAACGAGGUUUUGUGCCAUUCAAGCGAAUUGAUUUCUUGGGAAGUCGAAGGAGCUUUGAGUCACUGAAGCGAGUCAGUGGGGAGAAUAACACCAAUGUAUAUGAGCUCUUGAUCAGAGCAUGAGUUCUAUGCUUUAAUUGCAACCACGGGCUUCUGUUUGGUUUGGUUUCUUUUUCAAAAGCUCACUUCAGAACUGUUGUAUAUGUUGGGAUUCAUAUGAAUAAUGACCAACCAGGGAAAACUCUGCUGCCCUUGGGCCUUAGCUUUGUUAGAGUUACAGAAGAGUGCAGCUAAAUGCUCCACGAUAGUUCCGUCUUUAGCGUUGUCGGUCGCAUGGUAAAACAAUAAUUUAACAUGCAAGAGGCCAUAUAACUUUAUUCUUGUACCUAUGUUCAUAGUAACAGUACCCUCUGGAUCAGUGCAAAAUUCUCAAAUUAUUUAUGACAUCUUUUUGGUC
Molecule: messenger RNA, 2662 nt
Organism: Elaeis guineensis (African oil palm)
Lineage: Eukaryota; Viridiplantae; Streptophyta; Magnoliopsida; Arecales; Arecaceae
Source: RefSeq, a predicted model, not a curated record